Molecule: messenger RNA, 2391 nt
Organism: Ceratotherium simum simum (southern white rhinoceros)
Lineage: Eukaryota; Metazoa; Chordata; Mammalia; Perissodactyla; Rhinocerotidae
Gene: LY9
Product: lymphocyte antigen 9
Biological process (GO): T cell activation
Cellular component (GO): membrane; external side of plasma membrane
Source: RefSeq, a predicted model, not a curated record
ACACACUGGCGGAAGCUGUGGUAAAUACUUCCUCCUUCAGCCUGUGAGAUCUGAAAGUAUAUCAUCAUGGCAGGCCCAAAGAGACGUACAGAUGACUGGGCUCUACGGCCUUUCUCCGACGAGCUACAGAAGAGUCAGCCACACGUGUUCUCUCCCUUUCUAUGGACCCAAUUCUUCCUACUCAUGGGACUAGGAACCUCUGGAAACGACUCAGCACCAACAGUGGUGGCAGCAAUUCUAGGGGGUGUGGCGACUUUCCCCCUCAACAUUUCAGUAGACACAGAGAUUGAGCAUGUCACCUGGAAUGGUCCCCAAAACGCUCUUGCUUUAGCCGACUCAGAUGGAAACGUUAUUUUUAUGGACAGAAGCUACCAGGGCCGAUUAAACAUCAACCGGAACUACUCCUUAUCUCUCAACAACCUGACUCUGAAAGAUGCAGGACCCUACAACGCCCAGAUAAACCAAAAGAAUUCUAGAGUCACCGUUGGUGAGCAAUUCACCCUGCACAUCUAUGAGCAGCUGCGGGAGCCCCGAGUCACCAUGAUGUCCGUGAACGCAUCUGAGAACACCUCCUGUAACGUCACUCUGAUAUGCUCUGUGGAGGGGACAGAGAAAGACGUUCAGUACAGCUGGACCCCGAGGGACCCUGAUGCUUCUGAAUCUUAUGGGGGCUCCACUCUCACCAUCUCCUGGACGCCCUGUGACCCAGACCUGCAGUACACCUGUACAGCCAAGAACCCAGUCAGCCAGAGCAGCUCCCACCCUGUCCACGCCUGGCAGUUCUGUAGAGAUCCAGGAGCCUCCAGAGGAGGAUCAAUGGGGGAGACGGUGGUGGGGGUCCUGGGGGAGUCAGUCACCCUGCCCCUGGCACUCCCGGCCAGUCAGGACAUAGAGAACGUUGUCUGGAUGUUUAACACGUCUAUUAUCAGCAAAGAGCGGGGAGAAGCAGCAAAAGCAGAUCCACCCACUAAGUUUGAGGACCCAGACAAGAACACGAUGUGGGUCUCCAGCCAGGACUACUCCCUGAAGAUUGGCUGGCUGAAGAUGGAGGAUGCUGGCCCCUACCAUGCUUACAUAUGUUCAAAGACCUCUGGAGUCACCAGCAUGAAACACGUCACUCUGCUCAUCUACCGAAGACUGAAGAAGCCCAAAGUCACGUGGAGCCUCGAGUUCACGGGGGAUGGCAUCUGCAGGGUCAGCCUGACGUGCUCAGUGGAGGAUGGUGGACACAACGUGACCUACAGAUGGACCCCCCUGCAGAAAGAAGCUGUUGUAUCCCAAGAGGGAUCUCACCUCCAAGUCUCCUUGAGAAGGGGUGAAAAUCAUCCCAACUUCACGUGCACAGCCAGCAAUCCUGUCAGCAACAGCUCCAGGCACUUUCUUUCUGGGGACAUCUGUCCAGGACUUGGGAUAAGCAGGAAGCUUUGGAUUGGACUCUCCCUGAUAGUUUCCAUCCUUUUGUGCUUUGGGAUCUCCGGCUGCUGCAUUUGGAAGCAAAAAGGAUCAUGUUCAGCCCGAGCUAUCAGUUCCAGCCAAGUUGAGGCCUCAGCUGACACAUCAGAAACUGCUGCUGGCCACUCACUGUAUUGCAUGCUGUCCCAAGGCUAUGAGAAGAUGGAAACUCCCCCUAAGACUGUCAGGCAACAGCCUAAGCCCACUUCUGACAGCAGCUCUGACAGCGAUGGAACAACUGUGGAGGAUGAGGAGACAACUGAUAUGUACCAGCAUGUCAAUAAAAGAGAUCAGGUGUAUGACUUGGUCACUCAGGAGGACACUGGACAUGACUCAACCUCUGAGGAGCAAGCAGAGUAUGACCUUGUCACUCCAGAUGACAGGGUACCUGUACCUGUGGUCGAAGGGGACACAGUGUAUAUGCAAGUGUUCCUCGACUUGCAGGGAAAGACUCCACUUCCUCAGAAGAAAGAGAGUUCAGCCACAAUCUACAGCUCUGUUCAGAAAUCUCAGACGGUGGUGCCACUACCACAACAGAAUGAUUUUGACCCUCCUGAAAGCCCUACCUAUGAAAAUUUCACCUGAGAAGAAAAGCAGCUGUUGCCUCUCUUCCUGGGGUUGGAGAGGUAGCUGGACCUUGUGGGGCCUGGGGCUCCUGCAGCGAGAAGCACUUCAGAAUUUCCUUCAGUGUCUCAGAGAUGCCUACAUUUGACCCUCCCUUUCCUCUCACCCCCUGUGACUUCCCAAGCCCAUUAAUAGAUCAGACACAGGCUCCUUUUUGGAGCCUCUGGGCUUCACGGUGUCCUUCCUCCAUCUGUCUCCUUGUAUGCUCGUACUGUUUCCCCCUGUCAGCUCAGAUGCAUCAUCUCAAAACUCUGCCAAGGCUGGUCAAACGUGGUUGAAGGGGGCCUGGACAUUCACACCAUCUUCUAAACAGUU